CAACUGAUAUACUUACAAUAUUUUGACAGCACGACGAUGAUGAACAGGCCGUGGAAAACCUGCAGGAAUUUACUAGAAAAGUACGCCUUUACUCUAAGUACGCUUUGCGUUGUCUGGUGAUCAUUUCAACUUUCGUUUGCGUCCAACCAAUUCUCGCAAAUUAUGGCGGUGAGUUAAGCAUUUAAAAAUUAAUUUCAUAUUCAUACAAUAAUAAAAUAGAAUGCAUCACAAUCUCUUAUCUAAAAGACUACAUUAAUGACAUUGCUUUACCAAUGAUCGAUCUGCAUAAGAGCCCCAUUUACGAAAUUUGCUAUCUGCUAGAAGCACUUUGGAUGAUUCCAGUAGGCGUUUGUUCAUAUAAUGCGUAUGUAAAUUCAUUUUUGAUCUCCAUGUCGUUUGGUACUUCCAUGAUGAAAGAUCUUCAACAGAAAUUGGAAAAUUUAUCCGAAAUGGAUGAUGUAGAUGCCUUAAGGAAUAUCAAGGAAUGCAUUAAACGUCAUAUAAAAAUCAUCAUGUUUCGUGAUGACUUGGAAGAGCUCUAUUCGGCCAUGUCCUUGAUUGAUGUUAUGUUAUACUGCAUAGUACUAGCAACGAUGCUUGUAUAUUCAUCUAUGGACUAUGAUAGUGCACUCGUUUUUAAAGGUCUACAAUUGUUGCUCGUUCAAACAUCGUUGAUGUACCUAAUCUUUCAGUAGUUUAGUAACGCUUUCUCGAACGAGAGUUUAAAUAUAGCCAACGCAGCAUAUAAUACCAAUUGGAUGCAACGCAGCACAGAGUUUCGCAAAUGCAUUGUGCUGAUAAUAGCCAGAAGUCAAAGGCCCUUGCAGGUAGUAGUUUAACAUAAUUUUUUAUAUUUACAUUAUGUAUCUACAAAAGUUUCUCUAAUUUCUAGCUUACGGCUGGUGGCUUAAAACCAUUGACUUUGGAGUAUUUUAUCGGAAUAAUGCGCGCCUCAUAUUCGCUAUUCUCGGUACUACAGGGCACAAUGUGAGUUGCAUAUGUACAUACAUAUGUAUGUAUGUACAUCAUCGUAAUUAAAAAUAACAGCGAUGAUUACCGAGAACGUUGCAAUUGUGGGAGGCGCGACAUGCAUACUGAAUGACUAGGACUCGGAAUCUCAUGCAAAUGCAUGUUUUUAUUGGCCAUCCUUAAAUGGAAAUUGUUAAA
Messenger RNA from Rhagoletis zephyria (snowberry fruit fly), 1167 nucleotides. RefSeq lists its product as uncharacterized. Gene Ontology annotation, biological process: sensory perception of smell. The record is from RefSeq and is a predicted model, not a curated record. Gene Ontology annotation, cellular component: membrane. Gene Ontology annotation, molecular function: odorant binding; olfactory receptor activity. Lineage: Eukaryota; Metazoa; Arthropoda; Insecta; Diptera; Tephritidae.